AUGCGGGAGGUGUCGCCGUGGCUCGGGUGGGUCGACACGCUGACCGGGCUGGAGGCCAAGACGAGGCGCACCUUCGAGGCGCUCGACGGCUUGCUCGAGCGGGUCAUCGCGGACCACCGCCGUAGACGGCGUCCUGGGCCUGGAGGGGACGGCCGGCCGGAUGUUGACGGCGCUGGUGCCGACGACGAUCACCGGGAUUUCGUCGACGUGUUGCUGGAUGUGAACGAGAUGGACAACGAUGCUGGGCUCCGGCUCGGCACGGACAGCAUCAAGGCAAUCAUCAUGGACGUGUUUGCUGCCGGCACUGACACUUCGUCCACGGUGCUGGGAUGGGCCAUGGCGGAGCUCAUGAACCACCCGGACGAGAUGCGAAGGCUGCAGGCCGAGGUCCGCGGCGCCAUCGCCGGCAAGGACGCCGACCGCCGCGACGUAACCGAGGAGCACCUGGACAGGAUGCCGUACCUGAAGGCGGUGAUCAGCGAGACGAUGAGGCUGCACGCGCCGGCGCCGCUCCUGAUCCCGCGCGAGACGACGGAGGACACGGAGCUGCUGGGGCACAGCGUGCCGGCGCGCACGCGGGUGGACUUCAGGUCCGUGCCGUUCGGCGCCGGGAGGAGGGGGUGCCCCGGCGCCGGGUUCGCCGCGCCGACUGUCGAGCUCGCUCUCGCCAACUUGCUGUAUCACUUCGACUGGCCCGCGCCGACGGCGCACGGCGGCGGCGUGGGGACGCCGCCCGUGGACUUGAGCGAGGUGUACGGGCUCUCUGUCCGGCUCAAGACGCCGUUGAUCCUCGUCGCCAAACCAUGGCUAGGAUGA
Molecule: messenger RNA, 816 nt
Organism: Miscanthus lutarioriparius
Lineage: Eukaryota; Viridiplantae; Streptophyta; Magnoliopsida; Poales; Poaceae
Source: the annotation of a GenBank genome assembly